GUAGGCGGUGCUGGGAAGUAGCAGAGCGACACGGCGGCUGCAGAGAUGGGCAGUGAUCCUGCGGGGGCGCGGAGAGUUCCUGAGGAGCGCCCAGGAGAGACGGCCGCGGGAACCUGGCCUCAACUCUGAGCUGCGGCGGGGGCGCGCGAGCGCGGCGCACCGAGCGAGCCGCUGGCCACUUCUAGGGGAGCCCUGAGGAGCGAGCGGCCCGUGUGGCCAGUAUCCGGAUCCCGGGGCUCCGUGACCCAGCCCUGAGCAUCUCGGGGGGGUCAAGGAGCGUCUUCGGAGGCCGCCCGGGGCCCAGCGCUGCCGCCACUGAGCCCCGGGGCGCCCCCUGGAUGGCCGAGCUGCCCCCUCGCGGGCCGCCCGGGCGCCGCAGCGGCUGAGGUCGCUGGGAUCGCCCGGUCGCCGCCCCCAUCGCCGGCCCCUGCAUGCCCGGCGCCCGGGUCGCAGCCCACCUGGACGCUCUGGGCCCCCUGGUCUCCUACGUGCAGCCACCGCUGCUGCCCUCUAUGUUCUACGUGGGCCUGUUCUUCGUCAAUGUGCUGAUCCUUUACUACGCCUUCCUCAUGGAAUACAUCGUUCUCAAUGUGGGCCUCGUCUUCCUGCCCGAGGACUUGGACCAGGCGCUGGUGGACCUUGGCGUACUCUCAGACCCUGGCUCUGGCCUUUACGAUGCCGACUCAGAGCUCGACGUCUUCGAUGGAUAUUUGGAAUAAGGUCUUGAUUACUGUUCCCUACUUGCCUUCCACCAUCCGCAACUCUUAGCCUGGACCAGCCGCCCAUAUCAUGCCGCUGCCACUGGUUGGGGGCACCAUCUGGACAGGGAUGAGACCCCAGGAAGAGGCCUCUGACAGGGAGGUGGCCUCCUGCUACACAGUCUGCCUCUAGCAACAGGGAUCCCAGAUGUCUGCAGAGCCGGGCAAGCCAUGCAUUUGGGGCCUGCUCGUGCCAACAGCCGGGUUCCUGCCCCAAGCCAAGUGUCUGUCUGCCAGGAGAAGUGAGGACUCAGCGCCAGCAUAGGGAGUUGCCGGGCCCUCUGAAGGCCUCGCCUGCCACCUGGCUCUGCACUGUCCUGGAUCUGGCUUGCGACUCACCACCUUUGUGAUGGAUGUUUACAGGAACCCAACCACACGUCACCCCUCUGCACUUCACCCGCAGCUGCACCUGCCUCCCCCACAACCUCUGGGAAGGACAUGGAGAGCUGAAGUGGCAAAUGGACUCAUCCUCAAGCGGCUUCCGUCAGCACUGUCUGAUGCCGGUUGACCUUAAGCUGGGAAGUCUUCAGACCCAAGACUGUUGAUCAUAGUUUCAGGGAGUCACUCUGAAGAGGGCUGUGCCGGGGCCCAGGCAGGGUUUAACCUCUCCAGGUUGACAGAACUGAGACACUGCACUGGGGAGGCCAUGCUGUCUCUGGCUAGAAAUCUAUUUUUGGAAGUGUGAGUGGUGUGCACAGUGUGAAUGGUGUAGAUCCGUGAUUUCCAUAAACCUGCAAAAGCAAUACUUAGAGGCUGACUUAUUUCAUUAAAAAAAUGUAAGCAACUCUAA
Molecule: messenger RNA, 1548 nt
Organism: Apodemus sylvaticus (European woodmouse)
Lineage: Eukaryota; Metazoa; Chordata; Mammalia; Rodentia; Muridae
Gene: Dexi
Product: Dexi homolog
Exons: 3
Coding region: 432-719 (95 amino acids)
Source: RefSeq, a predicted model, not a curated record